Paramecium octaurelia is the source of this 1739-nucleotide messenger RNA. Lineage: Eukaryota; Ciliophora; Oligohymenophorea; Peniculida; Parameciidae. The record is from the annotation of a GenBank genome assembly.
GAUAUGUUUUAGGGUAACAAAAGUGGAGUCUCUUACGGAAGCCAAUUCGAUGCGUAAUAUCAUUGAGCAAAUAUUGAAUUUUAGUUUAGGUGCUAGUUUCGGUAGAAUUGCUCCACAAGACAAACAAAGUAUAGGAUCAAAUAAUGGAGGAGGCAGUUUUGCAUAGGUUAAUGUUUCGUUUUUGGUACAACCAGAUCAAUACAGAUCAUCUGUUGGUCUGGAAGAAGGCGUAGUCCCUAUUCAAAUAUAUGAAUAUUAAGAACCUUCAAAUUAAAAAGGGGUAUUUUUCAGAAGUAGUGGGGACUUUGAAAUGCAAUUUGAGGAGAUACGAAUGGAUCGAUUAAAUAUUGAUUAGCAAUAGAAAGUGGAAGAGGAUGCCUCAUAAUUGCAAAAAAACAGUUAGAGAUCAUCAAGUGAAUUCGAAAUGAAAAUAUGUAAUAAUCUAAAUCUAAACCAAAUGUAGAAUCUGCAUAACAAAUCAGCAAUAAUUUUAAACCAGAGAUCAACCAGAACAUUAUUGAAGAAAACAAGAAUCUCUUUAAUGUCAAUAUCUCAAAGAGCAUUUACACAAACAAAAUAACAUAGCUUGUUGAAUAGACCUAAUAGAAAAUGACCUUAUAAACCAGAAAUCAAUCACACACUCAUCUAUCGUAAUCAUUUAAAUUUUAUUAUUUUAGAAAAAGUCAAUAAAAACUCUAAAGGAAAUCACCCAAUUUAUAAAGAGAUCAAUCAGAUUUUUCGUCAGAUUUUAAUCAAUAAAAUAGCAACGAUCCUAAUCAAGAUCCAAUUCAAUAAAAAUUGGCUAAAAAUAGGGAAUCAGCUAGAAAUUCAAGGGCGAGAAAGAAGAUUUAUUAUGAAUUAUUGGAAGUGAAAGCUUCAGAAUUGCAGAUAGAAGUGGAUUCACUUAAAUAAUAGAUUUAAAAUUAAUAAAAGUAUACAGAAAUCUGUAAUAAAUCUUAAGAAAAAGUAUUUUACUCUAAGAUUAUUAGUUUUAAAUGUUCUUAGAAUAAUAAUAAUUAUUAUUUGAUAAAUUGGAAACCUAUCUAAUUAAAAAUAAAGACAAUAUUGAAAUAGGAAUGAUUUUAGAUGCCUUAAGAUAUAGGACUAAUUCAAAUAGUUAGGAAAGAAAUGAUGCUGCCAGAAAUCACUUUGAUUAAAUGGUAGAAGUCUGUCUUCCCAUUCAAACUAGAUACUUGAUAUAUGCAUUAGAAAAGAACAAAGACUUUUUUGCUUAACAACCAAAGUAUUUUAUUUAAUUUCAAUACCAGUGAUUAUUCUGAUUGGAUGGUCGAUUCAUUCUAAAAGACUGAUAUCAAGCCAGAACAAAUUGUAAAGGUCAAGAGGAUGAAAACUAAGCUGCAAAGUGUUAGGAAUAAUAUAUCAGAGUAUCAUUAAUAACAAAUUUAGUUCGAUACAUAAAAUCAAAGAGUAAUUGAAGUUAAUAUAGAGUGAAGCCUUGAAGGUCGAUUAGAUGUGGGAAUAAUUGAAGGAAUGUCUAACACCUAUCUAAUUGGGAUCAUGCAUAUUGGCUAUGAGAUAAGUAUAAUCUUAAUUAAAUAAUAAGAAUCAAUACAGACAAGAGUUAUAAACUUCUUCAUUAUUUUUGCAACUCAAAAACUCUCAAAUGGUACUAAUCUUUCAUAUAAUCAUAAUAGUCAGAUGAAGAAGAAGUGUAUGAUACUCCUGACUAAUUUACUGUUCCAAACAAUAGAAAACUAAUAAAGAAAUCAUAGAACUGA